Ilyonectria robusta is the source of this 1227-nucleotide messenger RNA. Its product is annotated as concanavalin A-like lectin/glucanase domain-containing protein. Gene Ontology annotation, molecular function: glycosyltransferase activity; hydrolase activity, hydrolyzing O-glycosyl compounds. The transcript has 3 exons. NCBI's taxonomy places the organism in Eukaryota, Fungi, Ascomycota, Sordariomycetes, Hypocreales, Nectriaceae. The record is from RefSeq and is a predicted model, not a curated record. The coding region runs from base 1 to 1227 and encodes 408 amino acids. Gene Ontology annotation, cellular component: fungal-type cell wall. Gene Ontology annotation, biological process: fungal-type cell wall organization; carbohydrate metabolic process.
AUGUUCUCCAAGUCCAUUUCCGUCGCUGCGCUGGCUAUUGCCGCGUCCAGCCUGGUCUCUGCUCAGACUUUCACCGACUGCAACCCUCUCGAGAAGUCCUGUCCCGCCGACCCUGCUUUCGGUGCCCAGACAGCCGCCUGCGAUUUCACCAAGAAUGGAGCCAGCUGCGACAUCUUCCAUGAGCUGCCUGGCACUGACCUGACCUACAACUCCAAGGGUGCCAACUUCAUCAUUCAGAAGGAGAGCAACGCCCCCACCGUCCGCUCCAACAACUACCUCUUCUUCGGUCGUGUCGAUGUCGUUGUCCAGGCCGCCGAGGGCCAGGGUAUCGUGACCAGCGCCGUCCUUCAGUCCGAUGAUCUCGACGAGAUUGAUUGGGAGUGGGUCGGUGGUGACAACGCCCAGGUCCAGACCAACUACUUCAGCAAGGGUGACACCAGCACCUACGACCGUGGUGCCUACCACCCCGUUGCCGCUCCUCUGACCAGCUACCACAAGUACUCCAUUGAGUGGACUUCCACUGCUGUCAACUGGCUCAUCGACGACGCCAUUGUUCGCACUCUUCUCGCUGCCGACGCCCACGGCGCCAAUGGCUUCCCCCAGACCCCCAUGCAAGUUAAGCUCGGAACGUGGGUUGCUGGUGGCAAGAACACUGCCAAGGGCACUGUCGAGUGGGCCGGAGGUUACACCAACUUCGACGACGCUCCUUUCAACGCCUACUACCAGAGCAUCAGCAUCACUGAUUACAUGGGCAAGGAUGCUCCCGGCCAGAACUCGAACGUGAAGGAGUACGUCUACGGUGACAAGACUGGUAACUGGGACAGCAUCGUUGUCAAGAAGGGUGACGGAUCUGACGACGCCACCACCACCACCUCCAAGGCCAAGACCACCAGCACUGAGGCUGCCUCCAAGACCAAGACCUCCGCCGCUACCAAGUCCGAGGAGGAGACCACAAAGACCACUGAGUCCAAGACCGAGGAGACCACCAAGUCCGAGUCUGCCAAGGAGUCCAAGUCCGAGUCCGAGAAGACCACCUUCAGCACUGCUGCCGCCACCACCACCGCCGCCUCCGAGUCCAGCUCUGGCGCUGCUGCCACCACUGGCACUGCCACCUCUUCCAGCGCCUCCGAGACCGUCAGCACUGUCCCUGCCAACUCUGCUUCCCGCAUGGGCGGCAACAUUGCCAUGGCCUGUGUUGGUCUCUUUGUUGCCCACCUCCUGGUCUAA